AUGGCUGCGCUCAGCCCCGAAUUGCAGGGGCAGCUCGAGGACCUGGAUAGGGAGCUUGAGGAGGGCGAUAUCACACAAAAAGGAUACCAGAAACGGCGCACCCAGUUAAUGUCGCAGUAUGGAUUUGGCGACAUGCCUGCCCUGAAGUUGGGCGGCCUACGCAUCCAUUCCCCUGACGACUAUGAGGGACCGCCCUCCGAUCACCGUGCCGCUUCGCUCGCGGCCUUGAAUUCUAGCGACGCGGAUGCCCAGCGUCGCGGGUCCGUGGGCUCGACAAGCGAAUACCGGGCCCAGUCUCCCUACUUAAAUAUCGAUUCGCACCCUGCAUCCCUCCUUGCUCCGGGGGGGCCAAUGGCCGAACAACGGCCGAAUAUCCGUCAACACGACUCACUAUUUCUCUCCGCACCCGCCAAUGACCCUUCCACUCGGACAGGCACUAUGGUAUCAGGGGACUAUGCCUUCAACCCGGAGCAGCAGCCUGGCUAUGCGGACCAGCACCAGCAGAACAUGUAUGACAGUAGGACCGGAACAUUGCUGGAUUCGCAAGCAUACUUUUCAGAUUUUGCCGGCCAGUCGUAUGACCCAGCCGCCACAGGGGAGUAUGGAGGGCCUCAACGAUACUCAGCGAGCGAUGCCUUCUCCCCCACGGCGGCUAUGGCACCACCCAUGCUCACAGCGAACGAUUUGCCGCCGCUAGACGCUCUUCAAUUCCAGCCGCCGCUCGAGCCGCGCGAGGUCCCCUUCGCCAUUCACGAUCCCCACGACGAGACCAUCCCAAUGUCUAACUUUGACAACAUCGCAGCCGUGCUCAGACACCGUGGGCGCACCUCGGCAAAGCUUCCCGCCUACUGGGUGUUGGACAGUAAAGGAAAAGAGAUUGCAUCCAUCACAUGGGACAAGUUGGCUAUGAGGGCGGAGAAAGUGGCGCAAGUGAUUCGUGACAAGAGUUCUCUGUACCGUGGGGAUCGUGUUGCGCUUAUCUACCGCGAUGCCGAAAUCAUCGACUUCGCUAUUGCCUUGCUAGGGUGUUUCAUCGCCGGCGUGGUCGCGGUGCCCAUAAACGAGCUCCAGGACUAUCAGAAGCUGAACCUGAUCCUAACCUCUACCCAGGCCCAUCUGGCGCUGACAACCGACAACAAUCUCAAGGCCUUCCAGCGCGACAUCACCGCCCAGAAGCUUAACUGGCCCAAGGGAGUUGAGUGGUGGAAGACGAACGAGUUCGGCAGUUACCACCCCAAGCGGAAAGACGACGUUCCUCCGUUAUCUGUCCCAGAUUUGGCCUACAUUGAGUUCUCCCGGGCGCCCACGGGUGAUUUGAGGGGCGUCGUUCUUAGUCACCGGACCAUCAUGCAUCAGAUGGCUUGUCUUAGUGCCAUCAUUUCUACUGCGCCAGGAAAUGGGCCUGCCGACACGUUCAAUAGGAAUCUCCGCGAUAAGAACGGCCGGCUGAUAGGCGGCGGUGCAAGCAGCGAAAUUUUGCUGUCCUAUUUGGAUGCACGUCAGGGAAUUGGCAUGAUCCUUGGCGUCCUUUUGACCGUUUACGGGGGCCACACCACCGUCUGGCUGGAGAGCAAGGCCGUGGACGUCCCGGGACUUUACGCCCACCUCAUUACCAAAUACAAGCCUACGGUUAUGGUUGCAGACUAUCCUGGUCUGAGACGAGCAGCCUACAACUACCAGGCCGAUCCGAUGGCGACGAGGAACUUUAAGAAAGGCAUGGACCCCAACUUUCAGACCGUCAAGCUUUGCCUUGUCGACACCCUCACCGUCGAUAGCGAGUUUAACGAACUUCUUACCGAUCGCUGGUUUCGCCCCCUACGCAAUACGCGAUCCAAGGAGAUAGUGGCACCUAUGCUUUGCCUGCCCGAACAUGGCGGCAUGCUGAUCGGUGUCCGUGACUGGCUGGGCGGCGAAGAGCGUAUGGGCUGCCCUCUUAAGCUCGAUCUAGGUUCCGAAGGUGCAUCGGAGGACGAGAAGGAGAAAGAGGAGGAGAAGCCGACGCCUUCAAACGGGUUCUCGACGCUGCUUGGCCAAAGUACAACUACCGCCAAGGAGGAGCGCGGUAAAAUGGAGCUCAGUGAGGUCCUUCUUGAUAGGGAAGCCCUAAAAACAAACGAGGUGCUGGUUGUCGCUAUUGGCGACGAAGUUGGCAAGCGGGCUCUGACCGAGCCGGGAACCAUCCGUAUCGGCGCCUUCGGUUACCCGAUUCCUGAUGCCACGCUCGCCAUAGUUGAUCCUGAAAAUGGCCUGCUCGCUUCGCCCAACACAGUCGGCGAGAUUUGGGUCGAUUCUCCGUCCUUGUCCGGUGGCUUCUGGGCGUUGCCAAAGCACACGGAGCAAAUCUUCCACGCCCGACCCUACAAAUUUGAGCCUGGCGAUCCUACCCCCACAGCGAUAGAACCCGAGUUUCUCAGGACCGGCCUCCUGGGUACCAUUAUCGAAGGCAAAAUUUUCGUCCUUGGUCUGUACGAGGACCGAAUUCGGCAGAAGGUGGAGUGGGUUGAGGACGGGGGCGUCGAGAACGCCGAGCACCGCUACUUCUUCGUCCAACACAUUGUUGUCAGCAUCAUGAAAAAUGUGCCAAAGAUGUUUGAUUGCUCCGCAUUCGACGUCUUUGUCAACGAGGAACAUCUUCCAGUUGUUGUGCUCGAAUCACCGGCUGCAUCCACGGCCCCUACCGCCAGUGGCGGACCACCGCGGCAACUGGACACCGCGCUGCUCGAUUCUCUUGCAGAGAGGUGUAUGGACGUGUUGUUGCAAGAGCACAACCUCCGCGUCUAUUGCGUCUUGAUCACGGCGCCUAAUGCUCUGCCUAGGGUGCUCAAGAACGGGCGCCGUGAGAUUGGCAACAUGCUGUGCAGGAGAGAAUUCGACCAGGGUAACCUCCCAUGUGUCCACGUCAAAUUUGCGGUUGAGCACGCAGUCUUGAAUCUACCUGUGGGCGUUGACCCCGUUGGCGGCAUCUGGUCGCCGAUUGCAACUCUUUCCCGCGGAGAUCUUCUCUCUCCAGCGGACAAGCAGUAUUCUGGCAUUGACCGUAGAGAGGUCGUUAUCGAUGACCGGACAUCCACACCACUCAACAACUUCUCGAGCAUCACGGACCUCAUUCAGUGGCGCGUAGCCAGACAGCCUGAGGAGUUGUCGUUUUGCACCAUCGACGGCCGAGGAAAAGAGGGCAAAGGUGUGACAUGGAAGAAGUUCGACAUGAAGGUCGCCGCCGUCGCCGUUUAUCUGAAGAACAAGGUGAAGCUCAGGGCUGGCGACCAUGUUGUUCUCAUGUACACGCAUUCCGAGGAUUUCGUCUUUGCCGUCCACGCCUGCAUCAACCUGGGCGUCGUCGUCAUCCCUCUUGCACCCAUGGACCAGAACCGUUUGUCGGAGGAUGUUCCGGCCUUCUUGCAUUUAGUGUCAGAAUACCGCGUGCGGGCCGUCCUAGUGAAUCAGGAGGUGGACCAUCUGCUGAAGGUGAAAUCCGUUUCACAGCACGUUAAGCAAACGGCGCAGGUGCUCAAAGUUACUAUCCCCAGCACAUACAAUACCAGUAAACCGCCAAAGCAGAAUAGCGGCUUACGAGAUCUCGGCAUCACCAUGGAUCCUGCUUGGAUUCAGCCUGGCUACCCAGUUGUCAUCUGGACGUACUGGACCCCCGACCAGCGGCGACUGGCCGUGCAGCUCGGCCACGACACGAUCCUCGGUAUGUGCAAGGUACAGAAGGAGACUUGCCAGAUGACCAGCUCUCGGCCAGUCUUGGGGUGUGUGAGGAGCACAACUGGUCUAGGCUUUAUCCACACAUGCCUCAUGGGUAUUUACAUCGGCACCCCUACUUACCUCCUCUCACCUGUCGAGUUCGCACAGAGCCCCGCGUCGCUCUUCCUGAUCCUGUCGCGGUACAAGAUUAAGGACACGUACGCCACCCCUCAAAUGCUGGAUCAUGCUAUGAGCAUGAUGCCUGGAAAGGGAUUUACUCUACACGAACUGAAGAAUAUGAUGAUCUCGGCCGACGCCCGGCCCCGAGUUGACGUAUUCCAAAAGGUCCGCAUGCACUUUGCGGCAACGGGCCUCGACCGGACGGCAAUCAACACGGUGUACUCGCACAUCUUGAACCCUAUGAUCGCCUCGCGGUCCUACAUGUGCAUCGAGCCCAUGGAAUUGUGGCUGGACCCCAAGGCGUUGCGGCGUGGACUCAUCUUUGUGACGGACCAGGAGCGGGAGCCCAAGGCAUUGCUUGUCCAGGACUCGGGUAUGGUGCCGGUGUCGACACAGAUUGCCAUUGUCAAUCCAGAGAGCCGGGAGUUGUGCAUGGAGGGCGAGUAUGGUGAAAUCUGGGUCGACUCUGAGGCGUGCGUGAAGGGCUUCUACGGAUCGCAGGAUCCAUUUGAUGUGGAGCGGUUUGACGGGAGGACUGUCGAGGACCCGAGUAUCCGGUACGUGCGCACCGGCGAUCUCGGGUUCCUCCACAGUGUGCGGCGGCCAAUCGGGCCUGGCGGCGCGAUAGUUGACAUGCAGGUGCUGUUUGUGUUGGGCAACAUUGGGGAGACGUUCGAGAUCAAUGGGUUGAGCCACUUCCCUAUGGAUAUCGAGGCUUCGGUAGAACGGUGCCAUCGCAACAUCGUGCCAAAUGGAUGUGCAAUCUUCCAAGCCGGUGGCCUGAUCGUGGUACUGGUCGAGGUCGCCCGCAAAGCUUAUCUCGCCUCCAUAGUCCCCGUCAUCGUGAACGCCAUCCUCAACGAGCAUCAGAUUGUAGUGGAUAUCGUUGCCUUCGUCAACAAGGGCGAUUUCCCGCGCAGCCGUCUCGGUGAGAAACAGCGGGGCAAGAUCCUCGCAGGCUGGGUCAGUCGCAAGCUGCGCACCAUGGCCCAGUUUAGCAUCAAGGACAACAGCCGCGAACCCUUCGGCGCGCCGGGGGCCGCCGGAGGCGACCAUGCUUCCACCCUCAGCGGCCCCACCCUCGACGACCCCCACCGCGCAAGCCUAGGCAGCUUCCGCAGCUCCAGCGGCGGGCCCUUCCCCGGCCACGGCGGCGGCGCAAACAGUUCCCUGCGCAACGUCGAGCCCGCCCCGCACAUCCUGGAGGAGCAGCGCGCGCUGGAACACCCGCAGAUGUACCACCAUCAACCGGGGUACGAUGACAGGUCCAUGACCAUGAACAGCAUGAACGUGCCCGGCACCGUGACCCCGGGCCCGGUCGAGAUGCCCGCCGACGAGAACCAGAUCGGCGCCGCCGCGCCGUUUGACAAUGACCAGACGCCGACCAGGGGCUAUGCCCAACAACAGCAGCAACAACAACAACCACCACCCUCGCGAGGCGGCAUCCUAGCCACGCCGGCGCUGCAUGGGUUUGAGCUGCCGGAUUUCGACCAGUUUGUUGGGCGUGACGAGCAAGGCGGCGGCGGCGGCGGGAGUGAGGUGCCGCCUCCGGGCUCGUCUUCUGGUCAGCCGGGGCCGGGAACGGAGACGGGGACGGGGAUCGGUGGGGUCAUGCCGCCGCAGAUUCGGCUACCGGGGGUGGAUGGGCGUGAGUCGUUGGAUGAUUGGGACUUGAGGCCUGGGAGUGGGGGGCCAGGUGGUGGUGCUGGUGGUGCUGGUGCUGGUGCUGGUGCUGGUGCUGGUGCUGGAGGGGAAGAGGAUGAUUGGAGAGCGGACGCGUACAUGUCUAUGAACCUGGCCGGGACGCUCGGGGGAAAGUAA
Messenger RNA from Chaetomium globosum CBS 148.51, 5688 nucleotides. RefSeq lists its product as uncharacterized. Bases 1 to 5688 code for a protein of 1895 amino acids. Gene Ontology annotation, cellular component: cytosol. Lineage: Eukaryota; Fungi; Ascomycota; Sordariomycetes; Sordariales; Chaetomiaceae. The transcript has 4 exons. The record is from RefSeq and is a predicted model, not a curated record.